Dacryopinax primogenitus is the source of this 4926-nucleotide messenger RNA. RefSeq names its product kinesin-like protein. The record is from RefSeq and is a predicted model, not a curated record. Gene Ontology annotation, molecular function: microtubule motor activity; microtubule binding; ATP binding. Gene Ontology annotation, cellular component: microtubule; kinesin complex. The transcript has 23 exons. Lineage: Eukaryota; Fungi; Basidiomycota; Dacrymycetes; Dacrymycetales; Dacrymycetaceae. Bases 82 to 4839 code for a protein of 1585 amino acids. Gene Ontology annotation, biological process: microtubule-based movement; cytoskeleton-dependent intracellular transport.
GGAGACCAUAAUACGCGACCCUCGACGCGCUUUACCGUUUCACCUUGCUUGCUUUACUCCGCGAUUCCUGAGGGCAGCACCAUGAGUGCCGACACGAAUAUCAAGGUCGUCGUACGAUGUCGGCCUCUGAACUCUCGAGAGCAUGCUCGAGGAGCGAAGGAGCUCAUCCGGAUGAUGGGGAACCAGACCUUUCUCGACCCGCCUGAACAUGUCGGCAACGCAGCCAAGGCGAUCGAGAAGAAGACAAUGGCAUUCAGCUUUGACAAGUCUUACUGGUCUGCGGGUCCGAGAGAUGCCCCGGAGUAUUGCAGUCAGCAGACGUUGUACGAUGAUUUGGGGAAGGAGUUGCUCGAUCAUGCUUUUGAGGGGUUCAAUGCUUGUAUUUUAGCUUAUGGUCAAACCGGUUCGGGCAAGUCGUACAGUAUGAUGGGAUACGGUCUGGAUAAGGGUAUUAUACCCCUGACAUGUGAAGAGUUAUUCCGUCGGGUAGUGAGCAAGACAUCUGGGAACCCAAACCUUUCGUUUACAGUCGAGGUUUCUUAUAUGGAAAUCUAUAAUGAGAAAGUCCGAGAUCUGCUGAAUCCCAAGAAUAGUGGGAACCUGAAAGUGCGAGAGCAUCCCGUCAUGGGUCCAUAUGUCGAAGAUCUCGCGAAACUUGUGGUGGGCUCAUAUGACGAGAUGAUGACCCUCAUGGACGAAGGCAACAAGGCUCGAACGGUCGCCGCAACAAACAUGAACGAGACUUCAUCACGCUCCCACGCGGUGUUCACAUUGAUCCUUACGCAAAAAAUCCACGAUGAGGCGUUAAACUUGGACGCUGAGAAGGCGUCUCGAAUCUCGCUUGUUGACCUUGCAGGGUCAGAGCGUGCAAACUCAACCGGAGCGACAGGGCAGCGACUGAAGGAGGGAGCCAACAUCAACAAGAGUUUGACUACCUUGGGGAAGGUUAUUGCAUCACUCGCUGUGGCUAGCGAAGCAACUGGCAAAGGUGGGAAGAAGAAGAAGGUUGAGGAGCAUAUUCCUUAUCGUGAUUCGGUCCUCACUUGGUUGCUCAAAGACAGUAUCGGCGGAAACAGUAAAACUGCUAUGAUCGCAGCGAUAUCGCCUGCCGAUUACGAUGAAACGCUCAGUACACUUCGUUAUGCCGACCAAGCAAAGAAGAUCAAGAACAAAGCCGUCGUGAACGAGGAUCCAAAUGCGAAGCUCGUUCGAGAGCUCAAGGAAGAACUAGAUCUUCUACGAGCCCGGGUCGCAUCUUCUUCGGCUGAGUCUACCUAUGACCCUACUGUUCCUGCGACCCAGCAAAUGGUCACGUACCAAACAGCGACCGGUGAAGUUAAGACCAUUAGCAAAGCCGAUCUGCAGGAGCAAUUGGAGGCAAGCGAAAAAUUGAUGAAAGAGGUCAACGAGACGUGGGAAGAGAAACUCGAGCGCACCAAGGCAAUCCAACAAGAGCGUGAACAGGCACUGGAGGAACUUGGUAUUACUGUCGAGCGGGACAUGGUCGGUGUUCAUACACCUAAGAGGAUGCCCCAUCUAGUUAACCUCAAUGAAGACCCUCUCAUGAGUGAAUGUCUAAUCUACCAGCUCAAGCCAGGAAAGACGAUGGUCGGUCGCUUGGACAGCGACAAGCCUGCUGUGAUCCGGCUGAGUGGCUCAGGGAUCUUGAAUGAACACUGCUUAUUUGAAAAUAACGAGGGCAAGGUCACCCUGCUGGCGAUGCCAGACAGCAUGACGAUGUUGAAUGGUAACAGAAUUUCAAGUGACAAGCCAUAUCGUCUGCGGUCCGGCUAUCGCAUUAUCCUUGGUGACAAUCACUUCUUCCGCUUUAACAACCCGGAAGAAGUGCGCAAGCGGCGAGAUCGCACAAAGAUGCACCAGAGCAUCUCAGCAGCCGACCUUGCAGCCGAAGGAAUAAAUGGCUCCCCCAGACCGGAAACUCCGGACUCCGCAGCUGGCGAUGACGUGGCCGAGGUUGACUGGACGUACGCGAAGCGGGAAGCAGCACUUGUCCACCUUAAUGGCCAGGGAGAAGGAUUUGAGAGCCUCCCAGACGAUGACCUCAACAAAUUAUACCACGAAAUUUCCAAGGUGAAGAAUCUCAGGGAAUAUGCCAAAAGCAGACCAGAAAGUAGUCUCAGCCAUGUGGAGGAGAUCUGGAGCGAUGGCCGCCCACCACCCAGUGAAAUCACGGACGAUACCAGCGUGGAGCCCAAUGGCGGCACUUCACACGGGAGCCCUUCUAUGGAAGACCAACCUCGCGAUGCUCAGGUACACCUAGAGCAUCAACGCGCAGAAUUUGAGGAGAGAUUGAACGCUAUGGCUGAUACAACUCAGACGGAAGACCUCGAAAUCGAGCGAGACCACAUGCAACUGCAACUCAAGCUUGUUCAAAAUCAGAUGAAACGACUGAUGGAGCUUCGAAAGACCGGUGCCAGCACCGUGGACUUUGUGCCUAUGGAGCCGGUUUUAUAUUCAGCUCGACAGCUUCGUCUAAUUCGCAAAGUUUUGGACAAAUGGCGUUCGCACAAAUCGUUUUCUAUGGCCGAAAGCGUCCUAUCGAAUGCUGUCAUCGUCAAAGAGGCGAAUGUUUUGAGCAAAGAACUGGACAAAGCUGUAUCAUACAACUUUACAGUCCUGUCUGGGGGUUCACUUUCGGCACCCACGUCGGCUUUGGAGGAUAUUGGUGCCCUUGGCGAGUUUGGCGAUGUCGCCGACCCAGUUCUUCUGUCCACGAAAGAGCCGACUGUUGGCAUCAAGGUCCUGGACAAGCGUCAUACGGCGGUGUACAUAUGGUCACUUGAUCGACUUCAGCAGCAACUGCAGCGUAUGCGAAAUCUCACCAGUUUCAUUGACCGGCCCUCUUAUUCGCGCCACUUUUCUUCGGAAGAGCCGUUCUACGAUCGCUCGCCGCCACAUUAUUCGUUUAUUGGAAACGCAUUGGUCUCACUGGCACCUUUAUCACGGCGAAUGUCUCCCGCAGCAACGAUACCGAUAUUCUGUCGUUAUACUGCUGAAGCAAUAGGCUCUUGUCGCGUUGAUGCACGGGUGCUUACUGUCAAUACACCUGCCCGGGGUGCUGUCAACGGAUCUGCUAUGACAAGCCGCUCAUCAUCACCGCUACCGGAAGCAUUGCCUCAAGGCAGCAAACUGAGCUUUACUCUAACGAUCGAUUCGGUUAAAGGGCUUUCCUCUCUCGACUUCGGUUCAGUUCACAUGCAAGUGCGACUGUCGGCCUUCAUGGGUCCGAGCGUGGCAGCUGAAGAUGUCUUCCCAUCUACUGUCAUCGACAUGGACAAUGCACCUUUGUACAAUCUCAAGUUGCGGAGAACAUUUUCCUUUGUCUUGAAUGCGAAAGUGACAGCAUAUAUGCGGCAAGGGUACGCGCCUAUUGAGUUCUUCGCCGAAGUCAAACCGAGCUACAUUGAACGUUUGGAGCGAUGGGACGAGAUGCGGGAACAGCAUAUGCAAAAGGAAUUGCGUUCAACUCGUCCUGCACAAAUGCGACGUGCAGAAACCGAUUUCGUCGUGGAAGAGCGGCAUGACGUUGUUGCAUGGGUGCAGGUCCGCGAGCUGACCUCCAGUGGUGAAUAUCAAGCGGUGCCAGUCCUUUCACAAGGACAACUUGACUCCGGUGUCUUCCUUUUGCGACAAGGUUUGCAGCGAAGACUGGCCCUGACUCUCACAUGUCAUUCUGGAAAGCAAAUGCCUUGGAAGCAGAUCACCCGUAUUAAUGCGGGAAAAAUCCGUUUGUUGGACGCCAAGGGUCGAUUGCAUGAUCCAUCAACAGCUGACGACAGAGUCGAUCUGAAGUUGCUCAAGCCACAAACAGUAGAUUUAAAGCCUGAUGGCAGUGCGACACUCCAUGCAGAGGCAUCUUGGGACUCAUCCGCCCAUGAUUCACUUCUUCUUAAUCGCGUUACUGGCAUUCGACAGCGUGUUUUGCUGCAGCUCGAUUGGAUGGUAGAGAUUGAUACAUGCGCUGAGCCUGCCCUUUUCACUACAGAUAUUGCGGUCGAUAUACAAGAACGGGACGCAAGACCGCCUUCUAUGCUCACCGGUCUUUUCUCGUCCACGAAAGUCUUAACAAAAUGCAGUGCAAUUUUCUCUCUGCGCCUCACCCCACAACUCAGCCGCUCUGCCAAAGACAUGUGGCGGCUCGACACUUCCGAGAAAUAUGUACGAGGCGAGGAGGUACUUGCUUCUUGGAAGCCACGUGGCGUUUCGGUCGUCGAAGACUACAUCCGUCUAGAUAAUGUGGAGCGUCGCGCCGCAGACGUACAAGCCAUCAAGAUCCUUUUGGAUGCAUCCCCCACAUGCGGUGCAAUGGAAAGGACGCUAAGUGAUGAAGAGGCCACUGAUUUGUUACGCAAAACAAUGGAUCUCUGGACCAGACGAUCCGUCCCACGCCCUGAGCUCCAAUUCAAACUUGUGCAGGAACCAUCGUCACCUAUGGAAGAAUCUGAGGACAUCGAUCAAGCUCCUAAACCGAAACUGGUCGCUCAUACAAAGCUUAUUGCACGAAGUGAUACCGCUACCAAGAAGGGUCACCUUUCGAUGCUGAUCGACCCUGCGGGAAACUCGUGGAAACGACGUUGGUUCGUCCUGCGCAGGCCAUACUUGUAUAUAUACGCGCAUUCAAAUGAGCUGGAAGAACUAUCUGUUAUUGCCCUCAACGGUGUAAACGUGGAACAUAGCUCCCAGCUUGCGGUGUUGUUUGAUAAACCGUUCACUUUUACCCUGUUCACUGCUUCAAAUUCCCAUGCUCUCGCUGCUCCAAAUGCGAAAGAGCUGCAGUCAUGGAUGAUCAAGCUCGAUCCCACUCGUUUACCUUCCUAAGUCAUUCCCGCCAUUUAUUCCCUUCAAGUAAGUAAACGCUUCGCAUUCCCCAUUGCUUCUGCCUAUGUAUCCUCCAUGAGGCGGUCC